UUUCCGCUUUCUCUUUGUCCGUUGUCGCCGUCGAGAUCAGUUCGUUUUCUUAUCCUAGUGCUCACUCGUAGUUUUAUAUUUUCUACUACUUCAUAAGCCGCGUCGCGCUUAUGAAGCCAUUGCUAUUAAAUUUGAAUUUUUUUAUGGUUCACUGAUAAAAUACAAGCAAUAAUUAUUAAUUAAUAAUGGACACUGAGACUAAACCGGAAAACGCGAAUCCGUCUCAGGAAAAUAGCAAUGAAAAUAAUCAGCGGCAAGGACAAAAUCAAGGUGGCGGCGGUGGUGGAGGAGGCCGUGGAGGACGUGGCCGUAAAGGUUCUAGAUUUUCUGGUGGCCGCGGUGGUGGCGGCGGAGGUGGACAAAGAAAUAACGACAUGCAGAUGAAAAUGAGCGACUCUAUGAUGGACGAUCAGGGUAUGCCUGAUAAUAUGGGGGCUGGUAUCAUGGGUGCAGGACCGCCAGGUCAUGAUGGUGGUGGCGAUAAUAGAGGCGAUGGUCGUGGAGGUGAUGGUCGCGGUGAUAACCGCGGAAGUGGUGGCCGCGGCGGUGGAGGCCGUGGAGGCGGACGCGGUGGCCGAGGAGGUGGCGGUGGCGGUGACAGGAACAUGGGAAACAGAUCUCAGGAGGACCGAUUAAUGGAGAGAAUCAUGAGUCUCAAUGGACCGACACACGAUCUCCCGCCUCAAGACACCUCUGAAAAAAAAUUCAGUGGCCGUAACCGUCUGUACGUGGGUAAUUUGACCAACGACAUCAGUGAGGAAGAAAUCAAAAGCAUGUUCAGUCCGUAUGGAGAAAUAUCUGAGCUGUUUGUCAACAAGGAGAAGAAUUUCGCGUUUCUCCGAAUGGAUUACAGAAUAAAUGCUGAGAAAGCCAAGCACGAGUUGGAUGGAACGAUGCGCAAAGGCCGUCCGAUAAGAGUGAGAUUUUCUCCACACUCUUCAGCGAUAAAAGUCAAAAAUCUCACACCCUGGGUGUCAAAUGAGUUACUGGAGAAGUCCUUCAGCGUUUUCGGUGAAAUAGAACGAGCUAUCGUCAUCGUUGAUGACAGAGGAAAGAGCAUGGGCGAGGGAAUUGUUGAAUACGUACGCAAACCAUCUGCUCAAAUGGCUCUCAGAAAAUGUAACGAAGGCUGUUACUUCCUCACAGCAUCAUUGAGACCGGUCGUUGUCGAGUCACUCGAGCAACAAGAUGACAUUGACGGUUACCCAGACAAAAAUAUUCCACGGAAAAAUCCGGACUUUUUCAAAGCCCGUGAAAUAGGACCGCGAUUCGCUCAACCCGGCAGCUUUGAACACGAGUACGGAACAAGAUGGAAGCAAUUGCACGAGUUGUACAAACAAAAGGAGAAGGCGCUCAAACGUGAAAUGGCCAUGGAAGAAGAAAAACUCGAAGCUCAAAUGGAGUUCGCCAGAUACGAGCACGAAACAGAGUUACUUCGUGAACAACUGCGUAUUCGGGAAGCUGACCGCGAAAGACAGAAGCGCGAGUGGGAAAUGAAGGAACGUCAGGCCCAGGAACGACGGUCGCGUGAAGAAGAAGUUCAGCGACGUCAGCAAGAAGAAAUGGCCAUGAGAAUUCGUCGUCAAGAAGAAGAAUUACACAGACGUCAGCAGGAAAAUAAUCUCUUCAUGCAGGAACAGGCGAUGCGCGGCGGAGGUGGUGGUGGCGGCGGCGGUAACAAAAAUUACGACACCGCUGGUGCCAACGACCGAGACGUUUAUCCCGGACCAGAUGGCGGAAACAACAUGCCAGUGGAUCCUAAAUCGUUCAUGGACGCGUAUAAUAAUAUGGAUCGUGCGAAUCACGGUACCGGGGGUUACGAUGAUCGUGGACCAAUAAUGGACCUUAUGGAUAUGCGGGUUGAUAUGAACAACAUGGGUGGCGGUGGCGGCGGUGGUGGUGGUAACAAUCGUGGUAAUAACGGAGUUGGUGGUGGUCGUUGGCAAGGCGGCAAUGAUCGUAAUCGUCAGGAAGAAUUUCCAAAUAAACGACGACGUUAUUAGACACGAUCACUAAUUAAUUAAACAGCCUGAUAAAUUAAUUAAUUAAUUAAUUAAUAAACAAUUAAUCAUUUAUGAUGAUAAUAAUAAUGAUGAUAUGAUUACGAAAUAUGGAAAAGGAUAAACUCAGAUAAAAGGACAGUAUUACCGAUAUGUGUGUAGAACAAUUAUAAAUUGAUAAUUUUAAUUAUCAUGACUCCAUUAUUAUUAUUAUUAUUUAUUUUCAAUGCAAUCAAUUGGAAAAUUACCGUCUUGAUAAACAUCGGCCGUAAUUGUCUCCUAAAUUCGUACAGAAAAAAAUGGAAAUUAAAUUUUAGACUGGAGAUCCAGGUCUAGAUUUGGAUCUAGAUCUAGAUCCACAAUUAGGAUCUAUGUCAUUUAAGUUUACGAACAUCAGGUUUAUUUGGAUGACUAAAUCAUCACAUUAACUAACAAAUAUUAAUUACUAACAUGGUUUAUAUUAUUAUUAUUAUAAGUCUUAGAUAUUUCAAUUUAUUCAUUAGAACAAUGAGUAAUUACUGUGCAUGAGCACGUAAAAUAAAUCUUCCGUGAAACGUUUCCAAUGUUAUCUACUUAAAAACAAAUUAAAUUUAAAUUUGAAUAAUGAGAAAUUAAAAUUAAUAAAUACGUUUAUAAUUAAAGGGAUUGUAUAUUUUUUAAAUUUUUGAUUGAUACACAAAAAUUAAAAUAAUUAGCGAUUAGUUUUUAUAAAAAUACUUGGGUAUUUUUAUUCAUUUAUUUAGAUCCUUUUAAUUAUACAGUAAUUAUUUAAUUUAAUAACAAGUAAUUAUGGUUUUAAUUUCAAUCAAUUACAGUUAAGAUAAUUAGGUAAAUGUGUUCUGAUAGCUAGUCACUUGUAAAAAUUAAGUAGAGGUACCAUUUGUGGCCACUGCUCUAUUUUUGGAGCUUUACAAUUUUAUUUUAAUUCAUAGAAAAGAACAAAAUAAAAUUUCCACUUUAAUAGUGGGACUAAAGUAUCUCUAAUCAUUUAAAAAAUUAAUUGUGUGACUGCGUCUUUUACAAAUUAAUUUUUUAAAAUUUUUGAAGUGUCCAAAAGACGGUACCUCUGCCCUAUAAUUUUUAAAAUUGAUCUUUUACUUGUAAUAUAAUAAAUUUAAUUCAAUUCCACUUAGCAGUAUUUUUUUCUCCAAUAGUUUUUCACUAUUUAUUUUUCUAUGUGUAUUUAUUUUUUUAUUUCUACUCAAAAAAAUUUUGGGGGGUAUUUAAUUUAAUUAAUUAAUAUUAACAAUUAAUUAAUUAAUUAAGAAAAUAAUUAGGCGAAAAUUAAUAGCAUUCAUCAGAUUAUCUUGACACUGAAUUGAUUGAAUGAUAAUUUUAUAUAAUAAAUAAAUAAAAUAAACUUAAACUUAUCAAUUAAAAUUCAAUGAUUUCGUCAUUGUAAGCUCAGAAAAAAAUGAUAAAUUUUUUUCUAAAUUAGUCUAUAAGUCUGACAAACCGAAACGAAAUUAUAAUUUAAUUAUUAUGUUUAGUAAUGAGAGCAAAUUUUUGUUCGUUAUUUUUUCGGUUGAGGAAUUUAUUCUCAAAAUAAAUUAUGCCAUAAAUAAGUACAUGUAUGAGUACGUAAAUGUAUAGAUACAUGUAAAUAUAUGAGGUCAUGAUUUAUAUAAUAAAUAGAUGGUAAUUAGAGUUUUUUUGACUAGUAAGAAAUAUAAUUUAUAUAGUAAUCAACUGAGAUAUAUUUUUAAUUUAAUUGUCUUCACCUUAGAUGUGAAUCUGUCUCACGCUAAUACUUAUUAUUAAUUUGCUUGGAUCAAUUUAUCAAUAAAAUCUCAAAAGCAAACCAACAUUUAUAUUUUUUUUUUUAUACAUACUUUUUUUAAAUAUUUUAUGAGAUUGAGAAAAUCUUUCUCUUGAUCAAUCAAUUAUUUGAAUGAACUAAAAAUCACGAGUACAAAAGCAACUAAAAUUAGCUUUGGAAAAAAAAAAAAAAAAAAAAAAAAAAAAGGUAUUACAGUAACUACAAAAUACUACAAUAUGAAUUUUGAGCAUUUGUUAUUACAACAUUCUUUAACGGCGGAUGGGACAUCAAUCACAAGAUAAUCUUUCUUUCUUGAAUCCACUAGUCAAUGAAUUCCACUAGUCCACUAAUUAUGAGGUCACAGUAAUACCGAUAGCAGCUGGUUGAGACAUGGAUUUAUUUUAAAGUUAAUCCCAGAUGUUUAAUAUUCAGAUCGAUGUUUUUAACUCGACAUUUCAAUUCCAUUGGAUUUAUAAAUAAAUCAAUAGCAAGCGAGGACGCAAGAUUAAAUCGCGGGGUAGAAAGAACCAAUUGAAUAUUUUUUGAGUCAAAUAUGACGUGCAGAUGAACUUAAAGACGGGGUGUACAAGUACUCGAUCAAUGGCAAUGGAGGAGCGAUUGAGUUUCUAUGGACGUCCAUUUAAUAGUUGUCAUCAGUGGCGAAGACCUCAAACUAAAAUGGCGGUUACAGAUGAAUUUCAAGACGGAAUGUGCAAGUACUUGAUUUUGGUCAGCAAUCAGACGUCAGACAUCUUACGAAUUUGAGAACAGCAGAAUGUUCCGAUAAUUAUUCUCGCCCAUUCAAUGCCAGGUUGGGGUCUCAAAUUUUCGGGACCAAAGGGCGGAAUAAUUUUUCUCCAACAUCCAGCGAGAAAAUAAAAUACCAGCCGCUAAACUUCAAAGAAUUUUCAUUGCCGCAGCUCCAACCCUCCAACAUCACCAUAAAAAAAAAAUUCUUUUACUAUAAAUUGUAAAAUAAAAAAAAUGUAUUCUCAUAUAUGACAAAUAAAACCCAGGAUAAAUAUAAACAAA
Molecule: messenger RNA, 4791 nt
Organism: Microplitis mediator
Lineage: Eukaryota; Metazoa; Arthropoda; Insecta; Hymenoptera; Braconidae
Product: protein no-on-transient A-like
Exons: 18
Coding region: 186-2003 (605 amino acids)
Biological process (GO): regulation of DNA-templated transcription
Cellular component (GO): nucleus
Molecular function (GO): RNA binding
Source: RefSeq, a predicted model, not a curated record